AUGAAUCCAUCCGAUGAUAUUCAAAAGUUACUUGAUGAAGAACGCAUUAAAUUUUACAAUUACUCUAAUUUUAAGGACGUUAAGUUAGUUGGAUGUGGAGGGUUCGGAAAUGUAUAUCGUGCUGUUCUUGAAAAUAACGAACUUAUUGUAGCAUUAAAAUCAUUUAAAAGUAAUAAUAUGACUAUUAAAGAAAUUGUCAAUGAGCUUAAAUUACAUUGCAAAGUGGAUAUACAUUCGAAUAUUAUACGUCUUUAUGGUGUUACCAAAAAUGAAGAUAAUAUAAUUUUGGAUUCUAUGCGUUAUAUGUUUGUUCUUGAAUAUGCUGAUGGUGGCACUUUAAGAUCAUAUUUUCAAAAUCACUUUAAACGUCUCAAUUGGAAUGACAAGCUUGAUUUUGCGCUACAAAUAUCUAAAGCUGUUAAAUUUCUACAUGCAGAAAAUAUAGUGCAUCGUGAUUUGGAUGAUGUUGAACAACAUCAACUUGUACUAUUGAUUUCAGAUAUUAAAAAUGGUGUUCGGGAAAAAGAUAUUCAAGGUACUUCACCUGCAUAUAUCAAGAUUUAUAAAGAUUGUUGGCAAUAUGACCCCGAUCUCCGUCCAGACAUUCAGCAAGUUGUUUCAAGCCUAGAGAAUAUAAAAAAUCCAGAAAAUCUAGAGCCAACUAUUGAAUCGACGGACAAUAUUCCUGAUACUUUCCCAGAUGGUGAAUCAAUGCAGCCAG
Molecule: messenger RNA, 721 nt
Organism: Cetraspora pellucida
Lineage: Eukaryota; Fungi; Glomeromycota; Glomeromycetes; Diversisporales; Gigasporaceae
Source: the annotation of a GenBank genome assembly